Molecule: messenger RNA, 1156 nt
Organism: Phycodurus eques (leafy seadragon)
Lineage: Eukaryota; Metazoa; Chordata; Actinopteri; Syngnathiformes; Syngnathidae
Gene: srsf3b
Product: serine and arginine rich splicing factor 3b
Exons: 6
Coding region: 118-615 (165 amino acids)
Biological process (GO): mRNA splicing, via spliceosome
Cellular component (GO): nuclear speck
Molecular function (GO): RNA binding
Source: RefSeq, a predicted model, not a curated record
GAACCAGGAGGAGGGAACAAAGACUCCAUUUUCCAUCGACACCAGCGGGAAAGUACAUCGCGUUCGAAGAAGUGCAGACCCAAGCAAACUCCUAAGUAACAUUGAUAAGGUCCAGUCAUGCACCGUGAAUGUCCACUUGACUGCAAGGUCUAUGUUGGAAAUCUGGGCAACAAUGGAAACAAGACCGAGUUAGAAAGGUCGUUUAGUUACUAUGGGCCUCUCCGCAGUGUGUGGGUGGCGCGGAACCCCCCAGGCUUUGCCUUUGUAGAAUUUGAAGACCCCAGAGAUGCUACUGAUGCCGUGCGAGAGCUUGAUGGGAGAACUCUGUGUGGUUGCCGUGUGCGAGUAGAGCUGUCCAAUGGGGAGAAACGCAGUCGCACCCGCGGUGCACCGCCAUCGUGGAGCAGGCGCCCCCGAGACCGAGAUGAUUACAGGCGGCGUAGUCCACCGGCAAGGCGAAGAUCUCCACGCAGGAGGAGCUUUAGUCGUAGCCGCAGCAGGUCUUUCUCUAGAGACAGGAGGAGGGAGCGUUCCCUAUCCCGGGACAGGAACCACAAACCUUCAAGGUCCUUCUCUCGGUCAAGGAGUCGUUCCAGAUCAAAUGACAGAAAGUAGGGGAACAGGAAGAGAGAUGAAGAAAAUGGUUAUACUAUGUUGUUUUCACAUGAUGGACAUUGAUUUUUUGUUUUGUUUUUUUAUCCGUCAAGAGUUUUAGUCUCCUUUUUUUUGUUAUGGUCUGUUCACUUACAUUAGGGUGUGCACAGGUGUGAGGCCUCGUAACAGUCCUGAAAGAGGUGCACCACCCAGAAUUCUACCAGUAAUUACGCAGCCACUUGUUUUGUUUUUUUUUCUGUUUUUAUAAAUGGAGAUGUGGUUUGACCCAUAGUGAGAGUUCAUUUUCAUUGUGUAUAUUUGAUUUUUAAGAAGGAAGAAAUGUGAUUCAUUAUAAGGAACUUCCCCGUUGUGAUUUGGAAGGCCAACCAACUUUCACCAAUGUGACUUUGUUACAUAAUGGAUUCCAUCUGUGGAUGUGUGCUCUACAAGGAAGACGGGCUGGUGAAAACAUUUAACGUGUCCUAAAUCAAUUUUUCAUUUCCUGUGCUUUGAUACUAUGUGACAUUGUCUCUCAAUUAAAAGUACUCAUUGUUUAAAACAA